CUAAGGGAUUAAGACCGUAUAAAUUGAGACGCUUCCCGCCUAGCGCCUUCAGUUCUUCAGCUGCCGCACAUUAAUCCGGUGUUUGCGAAGUUAGACGUUUCGUCAGUCUUUAUACUAAGUUAAUUCCUGUACAGUUAAAUUUAUUCAACAACAAAAUGCGUGAAUGUAUUUCCAUCCAUGUUGGCCAAGCCGGUGUCCAGAUCGGUAAUGCUUGUUGGGAGUUGUACUGCUUGGAGCACGGUAUCCAGCCUGAUGGCCAGAUGCCAAGUGACAAGACCAUCGGAGGUGGUGACGAUUCCUUUAACACAUUCUUCAGUGAGACUGGUGCUGGUAAACAUGUCCCCCGUGCUGUGUUCGUCGAUCUUGAACCAACUGUUGUUGAUGAGGUCCGAACUGGUACAUACCGUCAGCUCUUCCAUCCUGAGCAGCUUAUCACUGGGAAGGAAGAUGCUGCCAACAACUACGCCAGAGGUCACUACACAGUCGGCAAAGAACUCAUCGACAUGGUUUUGGACAGGAUCCGUAAAUUAGCAGAUCAGUGCACUGGUCUCCAAGGAUUCCUGAUCUUCCACAGCUUUGGUGGUGGUACAGGGUCUGGUUUUACCUCACUUCUGAUGGAACGUCUCUCUGUUGAUUAUGGCAAGAAAUCCAAACUGGAAUUUGCUGUCUACCCAGCUCCUCAGAUAGCAACCGCAGUGGUAGAACCAUAUAACUCAAUCUUGACAACACAUACCACCCUGGAACACUCUGACUGUGCAUUUAUGGUUGAUAAUGAAGCUAUCUAUGACAUCUGCAGACGAAACCUUGACAUUGAAAGACCAACCUACACUAACUUGAACCGUCUAAUUGGCCAAAUUGUUUCCUCCAUCACUGCAUCUCUUCGAUUCGACGGUGCAUUGAACGUAGACUUGACUGAGUUCCAGACCAACUUGGUACCCUACCCACGUAUCCAUUUCCCUCUUGCAACCUAUGCUCCAGUAAUCUCAGCUGAGAAGGCAUACCAUGAACAAUUGACCGUUGCGGAAAUCACCAACGCAUGCUUUGAGCCAGCCAACCAGAUGGUGAAAUGUGAUCCACGUCACGGAAAGUACAUGGCUUGUUGUCUGUUGUACCGUGGUGAUGUUGUGCCAAAGGAUGUCAACGCAGCCAUUGCUACCAUUAAGACCAAAAGAACCAUCCAAUUUGUUGACUGGUGUCCAACUGGUUUCAAGGUGGGCAUCAACUACCAACCCCCAACAGUGGUACCAGGAGGUGACUUGGCCAAGGUACAACGUGCUGUGUGUAUGUUGAGCAACACCACCGCCAUCGCCGAGGCAUGGGCUCGUCUUGACCACAAGUUUGAUCUGAUGUACGCCAAGCGUGCUUUCGUGCAUUGGUACGUAGGAGAGGGUAUGGAAGAAGGAGAGUUCUCAGAGGCUCGUGAAGAUUUGGCAGCCCUGGAGAAGGACUACGAAGAAGUCGGUGUUGACUCUGCUGAUGGAGAAGGUGAAGAGGAGGAAGGCGAAGAGUAUUAAACCAGAAACUUCAUGAACACUGUAUAACCUUUUGCUUGUUUGCGCUUAUUGUAUAUUGGCGAUGAUGUUAUAAUUGAUAAAUGAAAUAAAAGUACCACUAGCUUUCAUAUUUUGUUAAACGUGGUAAAAUUAUCCAUAAUUAAAAAUUAUUAUAAAGUUUGGACCAUGAGCAUUUUUGCCAUUUCUUAAACUUCAGAAAAUGUUCAAAUCAUGCGUGCAAUUUGCGCCACUUUUCAGUAUUACGUUCUGUAGAUAAAAGACCGUCAAAGUAUGUAAUAAAUGCCCAUUUAUGAAAAAUACGA
Molecule: messenger RNA, 1816 nt
Organism: Anneissia japonica
Lineage: Eukaryota; Metazoa; Echinodermata; Crinoidea; Comatulida; Comatulidae
Product: tubulin alpha-1 chain
Exons: 2
Coding region: 156-1514 (452 amino acids)
Biological process (GO): microtubule cytoskeleton organization; mitotic cell cycle
Cellular component (GO): cytoplasm; microtubule
Molecular function (GO): structural constituent of cytoskeleton; GTP binding
Source: RefSeq, a predicted model, not a curated record